ACUUUUUUAUUUCCCGCUAAAUUACAAAUAAAACUUGAUCAAGACCCUUGGAAAGAUCUCUGAAUUUUAUUCAUUUACAAAUCUAUUGCAAAAGAUGCUUAGAGGCAGAGAAAGCCUGAUUCGAAUGGUUGGGAAACGUCGCAGGAUCGAAUCGCACGACUUAAUUCUUUCUCAGACUAACGCUCAGGUAGCUUCUGGUCAAACAGAUACAGACUCGAAUACAGAAAAUACAGCAUGUGUAAAAGAUGAUUUUGUGAAUAUUAAAAUGGCUUCAUUUCCACAUGGAAAUUUAAAUGGAGACGUUGAAGGUGAUUAUAUGAGUUCUGUGUGUAACACUGACGAUAAAGACUGGGUUUUAUGUCCAGUUUGUGGAAAGAGCAUACAGGGAAGACACAUAAUCAUAAACGAACAUCUUGAUAUCUGCCUUAGGAGAGGAUCUAAAAGAAAACUUACUCAGCGCACGCUACUUCAAUUCAAUGUUGGAUUAAAUUCCAAAGAGAAGAGUGGUGCAGAUAAAGAUAUCAAGAAACAGAAUAUGGACAAGAAACUUGUAUCUGAUGCUAUAGAUGCUGCAAUGCUGUCUCCUAUCUCAAAAACAGUAAGCAAUGUUAAAAAAGAAACUGUUAGUUUGAAUGGAAGUACUAGAAAAUGUGACUCAAAAAUUUCACCUAAUAUGAAGUACAUUACUUCAAAAACAUCCAUGAGUGUUGAUUUAGAUAAGACAAUGGAAAUGAGAAUGGCUGUUGAGGAUUUUAGCAGCAAAAUUCUUAUGGAAACUUCGUCUAUCCUCAGUGAAGAAGAUAUAGGGUACAGGGACAUGCUAUUAGAUAAUCAAACAGAAGUAUAUGAUUUGGCAGGGUUUAAGGCAGCUAAAAGAGCAGUAGAGAGUAUAAAGACCUUGGGUGAAAGUAGCAAGGUUCAUGAAUCCUGGACCAUGAAUUAUAAUUGUGACAGAGCUUCUGCGUACAAUGGGUUGGAUACCAUGUUAUCUACUUUAAAUGAAGAAGAUGGGGCUUAUGCCUCAAAAGAUAGUUUAAGUGGUCCAAGAUUUUCCCUCUUAGAAAAGACAGACAUGAUUGCUAGUUCUUCGGAUGCACAAGAUGGAAUGCGUAAUGAGCACAUGAAUCUUGAAAAUUUCACCAACAAUUUGUUUCUUGGGAUGUUAGAUACAUUUAUUGUUGGCCGCAAGUUCAACCGGGAAAGCAAGGUGGAGCAGGGAGCAAGUAUUUCAGUCAUGAGAGAUUUACAGAAUCCCAAGGAUAAAAAUGCCAUCAAGGUAACUUAUCAAGGUUCUGAAUGUGGACCUGCACUUGGUCACCUUCCACGAGAAUUGGCUCUCCAUCUUUCUCUUCUUCUUGAUAAUGGCAGCUUAGAGGUCCAGGGCACCAUCACAUCUAUUCCAGAUAAUUCUUUUGCUCCAGUACCUAUAAAGCUUUUUUGUCAGAAGAUACAGACCAGUGAUCAAGAAGACUUUCAAAAAGAAAAGCUGCUCAAGUCUUCUUGGAUGAAAGUUGUUCACACAGUUAAACUAUUGAACAGUUUUCCAUCAGAUACUCCCAAGUAUCAAAGAAACUUUAAAAUAAUGAUUCAAACUGUACUGCAACAUCACUCUUACUUGUUGAUUGAUGAUGAGAAGUCUUUGUUAGAAUCUUUUCAGUCCUUGUCAGGUGAUGCGCAAAGGCUUUUUAUUCGGCUCUAUCAACGGAAAGGGUUCCUCCCUUGGGGUGCUGGAUCUGGGACCAGUUUGAACCCGGUUCAGAUUUGGGUUCGGUUCUUCUGCGGGUUUGAGCAGGGUCCGUGGUUUCGUAUCUCAACUAUUUCUUAUUCUGAUAUUGCUGAUUCAAAAUCAGCGUGUGAGGAGCUGAUAGUGGCUGGCUAUUUCAGCUCUUCAGAAUCUGAAAUGGAAAGCUUUCAAGAUGUAAUCAAGGAGAUGUUUGCAGUGCUUUCUUUGCCUGAGCUCAGACAAUUAGUUAGCGUGGGACUUCUGAAGACGAAGAGUGAAGUGGGCUCAGCUAAAAAGGAUGAACUUCUACAGCAGUUGUUUUCUGCUGCUAACCAGAAAAGAGAGAAAUAUCUGAUGGGUGCUUCAGGUGGUGCUCCAUCAUUGUAUAACCUCUUUGCUGAAGUAGCUGGAUGCUGCAUAAAGAUAUCUGAUUUAGCAGGAUUUAUUUUGUGGCGAGUCCAGAGAUUGUUUUUCCUAAAUGGAGAGCAAGACCUUUCUGCCUUUUUACUGGUUGAUAUGGGAUUGAAGAAGUAUCCAGAUUAUAGCUGCAACCAAAACCAAUGUAUCUUUUCAAAUCGUGCUGAUUUGCUUUCAUAUGAACAGGCUUUAGCAGUAGCUCAAAUCAUGGAUAUGGCUCUUGAUGCUAAUGACAUGCCCAAGGUCACAAAAUGUAUAGGAAUAUCUAGCACUUACCUUGAUAAGCAGAAAAUGGACAAGAACUUGCAGACUGGAUUCCACUCCAUCUUCCUUGCUCACUUCUCAGCAGCGUGGGUUCACACUAAGAUUCUUACAUUGGGUGUUUCGGUCCUUGAGCAUGAACGCAGGUAUGAGGAAGCAGUUGAAUUACUGAAGAGCCUUUUAAGUAGAAACUGCUGUCCUGGACAACGAGGCUAUUGGACUCUCAGAUUGUCGGUAGAUUUGGAGCAUAUGGGGCAGAUAGAGGAAAGUCUGGCAGUGGCAGAAAAAGGUAUUGGUGAUACCUGGGUUCGAGCUGGUGAUCAAAUGGCACUUCAAAGAUGCAUCCUACGGUUAGGCAAGCCACCUAGAAGGUGGAAGAAACCAUCAUUUGCAAAGGCUGUGGGCAGAAAAAUCAAAGAGGUCUUUGUCAGGGGCAGACCUCUUAAUUCUGUUAUAGGAGCAAAAAGCAUAUUUUAUGGAUAUGAUGGGCAGCAGUGCAGUGUAGAAGAACUAGCUCUUCAGUAUUAUGCUGGAGAGCAAGGCGGAAGCUGGCAAGGAGUGCAUUCAGAAGGUAGCAUUUGGACGACAUAUUUUGGCCUCCUUAUGUGGGAUGUCCUCUUUUCUGCUGUUCCAGAUGUUUUUUGGACUCCAUUUCAGACUGCACCGCUUGACCUACGAACAGAUUCCUUUUACCCAAGUAGAGAAUCUCUCAUAGAAAAGCAAUUGAGCAAAAUACAAAUGGGCAAGGCAGAUGAAAUAUUGGCUUCGUCAUGGGAGGCAUACUAUGGAACUUCUUGCCAAGGAGUGAAUUGGGAACGCUUUUCUCUAACAGAUCUCCAAACCAUUGCUUCGUGUAUUGGAGGACCUGGUUUAGCUGCUGUUUGUAAGCUUCUAGCAGAAGAUUAUGGCAGCUGGUCAUCAGGCAUGCCAGAUCUUUUGCUUUGGCGCACUUUUUCAGAUAAGGAAGAUCUUCCUUGUAUGGAAUGUUUCCAUUUGUUGUCUCAUGGUGAAAGCUCAGAACCUUGGAGUUGCUGUUGUCAGGAUACAGCAAAGAAACUUGGAAUAGUUGGAUCAAGAGGAGAAGCCAAACUGGUAGAAGUGAAAGGUCCGAGGGACCAACUUUCAGAGCAGCAGCGUGCAUGGAUCUUGGUUCUCAUGGAUGCUGGCCUUUCCACCGAGGUCUGCAAAAUUACUGAACUGCCCAAGGAGACUGAAUGAUUGACCUAUCUUUGUAUGAUUAACUUAUUAUUUCGCAUGGGUGUGUAUGCACAUGCCCCUUAACCAACCAUAUAAUCCAUUUAUAGCCAAUUAUAGAAAACAUUUAUUCUUUAAUUUGUUCUAAUUCAGAAUAUUUAGAUGCCAUCAAGUUUGAUGCGAUCGUCCAGUCAUGUCGAGGUUUUUAAUUCAAAAGAAUGGGUUGCAAAUCUUUCAUAAUGAAUUAUAACAAGUUUGCAACACAAGAAUAAUCAUUCAUGAAGUCUACAUCUCAUUGGCUCUUUGUGGAUGAAUGUAUGAAUUAGCUAGAAUCCCCAAAUGUUUGCAAAUUGGUGACAUAUAUAUCGAGCAGGUUGCCUUCCCUAACUAUUAUAAUAAAAAAACCAAACGCUUGUGGAUGAUUAACAUGUA
Messenger RNA from Cryptomeria japonica (Japanese cedar), 4027 nucleotides. RefSeq names its product fanconi-associated nuclease 1 homolog. Gene Ontology annotation, biological process: interstrand cross-link repair. The transcript has 16 exons. Gene Ontology annotation, cellular component: nucleus. Gene Ontology annotation, molecular function: 5'-flap endonuclease activity; flap-structured DNA binding; 5'-3' exonuclease activity. NCBI's taxonomy places the organism in Eukaryota, Viridiplantae, Streptophyta, Pinopsida, Cupressales, Cupressaceae. The coding region runs from base 95 to 3619 and encodes 1174 amino acids. The record is from RefSeq and is a predicted model, not a curated record.